AAAAAUCGUUACGAUUAUUAGUUUUGCUAAAUGGAACGCUUCAUGGAAGAUGCGCUGCAGCAGGCACGCAUCGCGAACGACCUCCAAGAGGUCCCCGUGGGCUGUGUGUUUGUGCGUGGUGAUAACAGCAAAGGUGAAAUUAUUGCGCGCGGAUGUAACCUCGUAAAUGAAACGAAAAAUGCCACACGCCACGUCGAAUUUAUCUGCAUCGAUCAAGCGCUCGAUUAUGCGCGCCAGAACAAUAUUAUCCCACCGGAAGCAAUCUUCAGCACGGUGACUGUGGUCGUGACCGUUGAACCAUGCAUUAUGUGUGCCGCAGCACUGAUCGAGUUGGGUGUGAAGGAGAUCAUCUACGGAUGCCGGAACGAUCGUUUCGGCGGAUGUACCGUGCUGGAUGUGGCCAGUUUGCUUCGCUCCAACAUUCCCAUUCGUGGUGGGGUACGAGAUACCGAAGCGAUGGAGUUGCUGAAAGAAUUUUACAAAGGAGAAAAUCCAUCCGCACCGACACCAAAGCCACGGCAGGCUAAGAAAUGAAGACACAAAACCCUGAAAUUGAAUCAAAGCGUUACUAUUUGUUUUAAGUUUUUGUACACUACCAUUGUGAGAAAAGUAAUCUUUCCGUUAGUUACGAAGAACUAUAACACUAUAAGCAUUCAAUGGAAGAUAAAGAAAUAAACUUUCAAAUUGAAUGAAAUGCUUCCAAAUGUUCAUUUUUACUUUAUUCCUCCCUCCAACGGUUCAUAGUAACAACAGAAACUUACUGCACUAAAACAAACUACUAGGUACUCUCUCCCUAACUGGCCAACCCGACCCGCCACACACACACACACACUAACUCCGGGGCGAGUUGGAAAAGAACUGACUGGCUGACCAGUUCGGUCGUCUUACAAGCCACAAUAGCAAAAUGCAGGAUAAUGUACACUCUGCCGGCCGGGGCAGUUCUACACCUUACAUCGUCGGGUCACUAUUAUAUCACUAGCAGUGUGUGUGUGUGUGUGUCUGUGUGUGAUUUUAAUAAUCAUCUUAACCAUUAUUACAUGCUUACAAAUAUACACAUCCAUUUCGAGUUCGGAGCUCUUCGAAUAGAUAAGCGUCAGUUUCCAACUACUUAAUCCUCCAUCUGCUGGGAUAUUAGAACCGUUUUCGGUUUGAUGGUGGAUGCACGGUCGAUCGUCUUGUUCCCUCAAUCGUUUCUCUCAAAAGCGGUCAAUAACGCUCUUGUUCGCAUUGUAUAAUCGUUUAUAAUUAGUAACGCAUUACAUAUAUAUUAUCCCGCUCGUUUAGUUUCACUCGGCAGAUAAAUACUUAUAAUCGUUACGCCGCCGAUGCUUGCAGCAGCAGUGGUUGAGUUGACCCACGCGUCCAUAACAGUAUGGUGGACAUCAUCACAUCACAAAUAUGCUCCGGAUACCCGGAUGUCCGCAUUACACGGUUAGCCAUUCUAGUGUCACCCUUGUAACAAGUUCAAAAGUCUCUUCUCCGUCUAAGCGCAUCGUUGCAGUCCGCCGUCCGCAUCAUACAAAUGGAUGCGUUGCGUUCCAAAAAGAAAAAGCGAUUGUUCCACACACACACAUAUACCCAUUGGAGUGGUAAUAUAUAACAGCAUAUACUACAUCUCAUCAUUAUUUGUGGCGUGUUUUUAACCCGUUCGUCGUAAUCUUAGUUUUUAUUAUCGAAUCACAUUGAUCACCCAUUCUCAUUCACCCCAUUGAUCACCCCAUUGCUCAUCUCGUCUCGGCAAACUGGCACUCGCUUCUACUAGGUUGAUUAAUCAACAAGUGUAGCUGUAACACCACUUUAUAGUUUGACCGGGUUCUGUCGUUCAAAUUUUGCUUUCCCAUUUGGUUUGUUUGAUUCACAAUAUAAUCAAACUAACAGUUCGCCCGCCCACUGGCUACUUUUUCCGCUAGGUUAGAGAAAAAAGAGAAAUCACAUAUCAUUUGCAUUGUGUCGCAUUGGUUUUUUGUUUUUUUUUAAUAUUAUUAUAGUUGUACAAUGUAAAUUAUCCGCUACGUAUAUAUGGUUUUACAGUACUUGUAUAAUAUAUCUCCCGCCCGUGUGGUGCCGUGUGCCGUGUUUUUUUUUUCAGCUCUGUCCUCUGUCCUAUUGGGGUGUUUCGAUUACAAAACAAUCGAUUUCCAGAGUCCGAAUAAACACACACACACACAAUCAAUUGCAUACUUUUUGCUGGUUUUACGAUAAAAAAGAUUUUUCCAUUUUUUUUGUUGUAAUUUUCUUACUUUGUUUAAAUUUUUCCAUUUUAACUUGUUUGAAUCCACCGUUCGGGGGAAAGAAUGCCCCUCCCCCCCCCCCCCCCCCCCUACGUUCCUUCCAUCCACGAAUGCGAUCUGGAUCGCAAUUCCGCCCCGAUCUAAUAAUAAUGCCCACUUUUAGUUUGAUUCUGAUGCCGUCGCCGCGUAUUAGCUUUAGUUAAACAAAAAAAA
Messenger RNA from Anopheles stephensi (Asian malaria mosquito), 2444 nucleotides. Its product is annotated as tRNA-specific adenosine deaminase 2. The record is from RefSeq and is a predicted model, not a curated record. Gene Ontology annotation, biological process: tRNA wobble adenosine to inosine editing. The transcript has a single exon. Gene Ontology annotation, cellular component: cytoplasm; nucleus. Lineage: Eukaryota; Metazoa; Arthropoda; Insecta; Diptera; Culicidae. The coding region runs from base 31 to 534 and encodes 167 amino acids. Gene Ontology annotation, molecular function: tRNA-specific adenosine-34 deaminase activity.